Drosophila busckii is the source of this 1407-nucleotide messenger RNA. Its product is annotated as endoplasmic reticulum metallopeptidase 1-like. Lineage: Eukaryota; Metazoa; Arthropoda; Insecta; Diptera; Drosophilidae. Gene Ontology annotation, molecular function: metalloexopeptidase activity. The record is from RefSeq and is a predicted model, not a curated record. The transcript has 4 exons. Gene Ontology annotation, biological process: proteolysis. Bases 1 to 1407 code for a protein of 468 amino acids.
AUGGGAGACAAGGAGCAGCUGAUGUCUGACGAGUGUUUGGAAUCAAGCAAAAAUGUGGUUAGAAAGCAGCCUGCUGCCAAAGUGCCUUGGUACUUUGCCAACGGUUUUCUCCUCUUCUGGGGACUUUUGUUCUUUGCCGUUGUAAUACCCCGCAUGUAUAAACUGCCCCAGGCCAACACUAUGGAAGAUGCCAAAAAGGGAGUUUUUAUAGCCGAACGUGCCUACAAAAAUCUUUACCAUCUGGCAAACAUUGGCCCCAAGGUUACAGGAACUGAGGAAAAUGAAGUUCAGGCGCUCAACUUUAUACUAAAAGAGCUGGAGGCUAUAAAGGCGGCCUCGUUGCAGGAUCUUUUUGAUAUAGAAAUUGAAGUAGCCCAAAGUUCAGGCGCUUGGGUACGCGGUACUUAUCUCAAUAUGUAUCAAGGCGUGCAAAACAUUGUGGUCAAGUUCUCCACAAAGAAUUCAACAAGUGAAACAUAUCUGCUUGUCAACAGUCAUUUUGACUCUGGGCCAGGAUCACCUGGAGCUGCGGAUGCUGGCUGCAUGGUGGUCACCAUGUUGGAAGUACUGCGUGUUAUGUCCACCACCAGGCAAAGAUUUGAUCAUCCCAUUAUUUUUCUAUUGAAUGGUGGCGAAGAACUGGGUUUGCAUGGCGGACAUGCGUUCAUGACAACACACAGAUAUGCCAAGUACUGCAAAGCUGUGAUCAACUUGGAAGCCGCUGGCAGCGGUGGCAAGGAAGUGCUUUUCCAGAGUGGUCCCAGACACGCCUGGUUAAUGAAGUAUUACAAGAAAUUUGCUAAACAUCCUUUAGCUACAGCUAUGGCUGAGGAGAUCUAUCAAUCCGGCAUUAUACCUUCCAAUACGGACUUUACCACAUUCAGCAAAUACAUGCCAGGCUUUGAUUUUGCUCAGUUCAUCAAUGGAUAUGUGUAUCAUACCAAAUAUGAUGCAUUGGAUAGAAUACCACGAGAAUCUUUACAGAAUACCGGUGAUAAUAUAUUGAGCAUAGUACGCGGCAUGGCAAAUGCCACUGAGCUGUAUGAUACUGCGGCUUACAAAAGCGGAACUACUGUCUUCUUUGACUUCUUGGGCCUGACUCUGGUGCAAUAUCCCCUUGCCACCGCCAAGAAUUUGAACUUUGGUGUUGCAGCUGCUGCAGUGCUGCUGGUCUUCAUUUCCAUGUGGCGCAUGUCGUCCAUGUCUGAAGUCACCAUUUGCAACGUGAUUGUCCGUUUUAUCCUCGUGCUUGUUCUACAACUCGUCAGCUUCGUGUUGAGUUUAGCGUUGCCUGUAGCUGUGGCUUAUGUUUUUGACAUGUUUGGCAUGUCCUUGACUUACUACAGUACUCCUUGGUUGAUGAUUUGCCUGUACGUGUGCCCCAUACUUUGUUCAGCUUCUUAUUAA